AUGGCAUUAUUGCGUAAUCGCACAGAAGAUAAAAUCCUUCAUAUGAUUUGCAAAAAUUCAAUGGAUCCUCGCAAGAACAAAAUAUUUCAUCUUGACGUUUUCUGGAUAUUUUACCUAGCUGUAAAAAGAUUAAAUAAUCCCAAUACUCAGAGUUUUACUUUGACUUCCGAAGUUCCUGAUUUCUUUCAAGGCUUAGAAGAACAAUGGGCUGAGACAAAAGAGAAGAAUGAGGAGGCGAACAAGCAAACAAAAAAGAAGACAAAGGAGUGGUUCUAG
Molecule: messenger RNA, 276 nt
Organism: Funneliformis geosporum
Lineage: Eukaryota; Fungi; Glomeromycota; Glomeromycetes; Glomerales; Glomeraceae
Source: the annotation of a GenBank genome assembly